CUAAAUUGCAGAACCAAAUGCUUCCCUCUAGUCUAUUGGAUCAAAGGACUUAGAAUGGAAAAUCAUAAACAAGCACAACCGUAUGAACUCUUAGUUGACCUAUUCCUGUUAAAACGAUUUGCUGGGCAUGCAGAUGACUUUCUUAAGCCUGUGUUCAUCGACAAGGGUCAGCAAGGGUUUGUUUUCCGGUUUGAACACAACAAGCGAGAUCUCUGCUUGAAGUUGUUAUAUGACUACCAAGCACCCUACACUGUCCAAGAAAGAACCUUGGCCUUCAUCUGCCCGUUUGCAUGUGAAGCACGUGCCUUUGCGCGUCUAUGCGAUUUGCACGAAAAUGGUCACUGGGCAGUGCAGUGUCAUGGGUGGAUGUAUCUGACUGAUUCCCAACUCCAGCAGCUUCAAAGAGUAAGUGGAAGAGAAAGGCAUGACCCAAGCUGGAAUAACGCCCGCUGGGCGAUUGUCAAAGUCUUCAUUGCAGGAGAGCCACCAAGCCGACAAGAUGAAGAGUUUCAGCAAAUCAUUUCAGACUUCGUCAUUCCGAGACGCGGUUAUAUUAUGCCCCAGGAUGUCAAGAAAGAUAAUUAUAGAGGUACAUUAAUCGUAGAUUUGGGGUCUACUUUCACCUUUCCAUUUUAUCGAUCCUAUGCAAGCCUGUACGAGUUCAAUGCCAUCUACAAGAGCAUAGAUGAAUAUGGAUUACCUUAUUGGGAUUAA
Aspergillus costaricaensis CBS 115574 is the source of this 714-nucleotide messenger RNA. RefSeq lists its product as uncharacterized. The coding region runs from base 55 to 714 and encodes 219 amino acids. The record is from RefSeq and is a predicted model, not a curated record. Lineage: Eukaryota; Fungi; Ascomycota; Eurotiomycetes; Eurotiales; Aspergillaceae. The transcript is spliced from 4 exons.